Messenger RNA from Lonchura striata (white-rumped munia), 2687 nucleotides. It is a transcript of the gene ALG2, whose product is annotated as ALG2 alpha-1,3/1,6-mannosyltransferase. The record is from RefSeq and is a predicted model, not a curated record. NCBI's taxonomy places the organism in Eukaryota, Metazoa, Chordata, Aves, Passeriformes, Estrildidae. Gene Ontology annotation, biological process: dolichol-linked oligosaccharide biosynthetic process. Gene Ontology annotation, cellular component: endomembrane system. Gene Ontology annotation, molecular function: GDP-Man:Man(1)GlcNAc(2)-PP-Dol alpha-1,3-mannosyltransferase activity.
GGCAGGAAGGGAAGCGAGGCUGACGUGUCGCAGCGGGGCAGCCGGGCUGCGCAUGCCGCCCCGCGGCCAUGGAGGAGGCGGAGGAGGCGGGAGGAGCGGGCCCGUCCGUGCUGUUCCUGCACCCGGACCUGGGCCUGGGCGGCGCGGAGCGGCUGGUGGUGGACGCGGCGCUGGCGCUGCGGGCGCGGGGCUGCCGGGUGCAGAUCUGGACGGCGCACUACGAGCCCGCGCGGUGCUUCGCGGAGACGCGCGGGCUGGCGGUGCGGCGGGCGGGCGGCUGGCUGCCGCGCAGCCUGUGCGGCCGCGGGCACGCCCUGUGCGCCGCCCUCCGCAUGGCCUUCGUGGCGCUCUACGUGCUGCUGCUCAGCGGGGAGACCUUCGACGCCUUCGUGUGCGACCAGGUGUCUGCCUGCAUUCCUGUACUUAGACUGGCCAGAACCCGUAAGAAGGUUUUGUUUUACUGUCACUUUCCUGAUCAGCUUCUGACCAAGAGAGAAUCUUUCCUGAAGCGCCUCUACAGACUGCCACUCGACUGGCUGGAAGAGUACACGACUGGCAUGGCAGACUGUAUUGUUGUGAACAGCAAGUUCACUGCCAGCGUGUUCAAAGACACAUUUAAGUCCCUAUCACACAUAAACCCAGAUGUCCUCUACCCAUCACUCAACAUCAGUAGCUUUGAAGAAAUUGUUCCUGCAGACAUAGCUGAUCUGAUACCAAAAAAGAAAAAGUUCUUGUUCCUUUCCAUUAAUAGGUAUGAGAGAAAAAAGAAUCUGGCAUUGGCUCUCGAAGCUUUGCACGAACUUCGAGGGAGACUUGAUUCUCAUGAGUGGGAUGAAGUUCACCUGGUUAUGGCAGGUGGUUAUGAUAAACGAGUUCUAGAAAAUGUGGAGCACUAUGAAGAGCUGAGGAGACUCGUAGCCAAACUGGAUGUUAAUGACCAUGUGACUUUUCUGAGAUCAUUCUCAGAUGAACAGAAAAUCUCUCUUUUUAGUAAUUCAGUGUGUGUGCUUUAUACACCAAGCAACGAACAUUUUGGCAUUGUCCCUUUGGAGGCAAUGUAUAUGAGAUGUCCAGUUAUAGCAGUUAAUUCAGGUGGUCCUUUAGAAUCAAUCUCACAUAAUGUUACAGGAUUUUUGUGUGAGCCUCUACCAACGAAAUUUGCUGAUGCUAUGGAAAAAAUUGUGAGAGAUCCUCUCUUAAAGGACACAAUGGGAGCAGCUGGGAGAGUGAGAGUUAUGGAAAAAUUUUCUUCAGAAGCUUUCUCAGAACAGCUGUACCAAUACAUACGCAAGUUAACAGAAUAAAAUACUAUUCCUAUGUUAUAUUUAGCAAUAUUGUGUCUUUCAUUUCUGUAAGGGACUAGUAUUCAUUGUGACUAAUGAAGAACUAGGGAUAUCUGAAUGUUCUUGUUUUGCUCCUUGUAAUGCCUUGUGUCACUUGACACACAGAAGAAUCGAAACAUGUCCCACUGUGUCAUUCAAUUAAAAUUUUCAUGUAGUAAACUGACUGAUCUGCCAUUGCAGGAGUUCUUUUGUGUACUGUGCCUUGGGAAAAUGCAAAGUUUAAUAGCAGUAACUUACUAGGAAAAUUACUGCUUACUAGGAAAAUUAAAUAAAAUGUUUUAUUUUACACUGUGUGGAAUGGCUGAUUCAACCUACAGAAGCUGGAUUUGUCCAGAUAAGACACACACAGCCAUAGUUUUAUGUAUUUAAAAUGGUCACCAGUAAUUCGUAAGUAAAAAGCUUGUCUUAGCUACUAUAGAGAGAAUUGCACAGUCCAACCAACUGCAUGUUUCAAAAACCCGGCAGUGUUAGGAAUACAAAUGUUAUGGAUUUUAAAUGAUUGAGCAUUACUGUGCUUGUCCAAUGGCAUUGUGUAGUCACAUUGGGUGUCACAAAAGUAUACAGGUGUGUGAGCAAGAGGAAAUGACACUUGAAUAACACCAAGGAUAUCAGACUACCUCAGCCAAAAAGGUUAGUGCUGAAAUCUAUGUAUGUUUGUUGCCUGCAAUGCUUGAAGACAUAAUUUUACUUUAGGAAUUUCUGGUUUGUAGAUACUUAAAUGAUUUUAUCUAUAUUUAAUAUUUCAUUCUAAAUGACAGCACACUUAGAAAAGGUCUUAAUCUGGACCAGGCAAUAAAGACAUUUUAUUUUGCCUAAUUUAGUGGUAACUUUAUGUUUUCCUAAUGCAGUGAGUGCACACAUGACAGUAUUGUGAUUUUUUUUCCAGACUGGCCUGGAGAAAUGAAUAUAUUUUUUGUUCUGCCUCUCUUGGCGCAUCUUUAUUAGUUGAUGGUUCUCUUUGUUAUAACACACAUAGUCUACAAAAUUGAAUUUUAAGUGUGAAAAUAGAUCCAGUGAAAUUCAGUGUUACCUAUAAAAUACAAAUUGUAGUGUGGUAUGAAAUAUAAUUUGUAGUCUGAAUUCUGCAAUUUCUACUUAAGAUAGUUUCAGGCAUUUCCACAUUAGUACUUCACAACAGAGAGACCAUUCUUUCUGUUGCUUAGGACCAAAACUCAUGUCUCAAUAUACUUAUAAAGCUUUUAUUUGAAGUAAAACAAAAAUCAAAGUCUGUCACUGUCUUUAAUCAAGAAGUUGGAACACUAAUUUUUGUUUGUUAUGGAGUGAGAGUGGAUGGUUUCAGAGCCCCUGUUUCCUACGUUUCUAUUAAAUCUGAAAAACUGGCAA